AUGGUUGAGGUCUACUUGAGUAAUCUCCGAAAUGCAGUAAAUGCAGAGGAAGUUGCACAGCAGAUUUGCUCCAUAGUGGAAGCUAGCGAUAUCUAUGCAUUCGCUCAAUUUCUGGCGGAACCGUCGGUGACAGCAUUGCAAAACGAUUCAGAUUAUUUCAAAUAUUACAAUUUGCUGUAUCUUUUUGCCUAUGGCAAUAGUAUGUUAAUAGUCAGUGACUUGCAUACUUAUGUAAGUCAUUUAAAUAAACUAUCGCAUGAUGGGACGUAUAAAGAUUCUGUUGCGCGUAAGGAUGAUUUGCCCGGACUGAAUGAGACAAUGAUACUGAAAUUACGGCAAUUAACAUUGGUAACAAUGUGCAAUCGUUCAAAAAUUUUCUCAAUAGAAGAUGCGAUGCGUGAACUGCAAAUCACCGAUUUGCAACAAUUUCAGCGUCUUUUCAUUUCUGCCGUAUAUGAUGGUAUUAUUCAGGGCCGAUUGAACGCUAAAAGAGGUGAAGUCGAGGUUUUUUCAUGGAAAAAUCGGGACAUUUCCGAUGAAGAAUUGGACAAUAUUUGUCAAGAAUUACACAAAUGGAUACAGCGAUGUACCGAUAUCAAAGAGAAUUUAAGUCAUGUGGCGAAACUUACUGAAAAAGCUAUUGGAGAAGCAAAUGAACGUGAGAAUAAGUGCACUGAACAGGGAACAGAGAAGUCGAUUACUUCACAUGCAUCUAAAGUAACAUCUCAGUCGCUUUUACUACAGCUUAAUUUCUUUGUUGUGCAGGUUGCGGAAGAAGCAAAGAAAGUGCAGAAAAUGCUUGAGGAAGAAGAAGAACAACGAAUGCCCAAAGAGUUUUAUCGGCGUACAAAAACUCAACGCGGGAAAAAGCACUGUUAG
Messenger RNA from Acanthocheilonema viteae, 879 nucleotides. Lineage: Eukaryota; Metazoa; Nematoda; Chromadorea; Rhabditida; Onchocercidae. The record is from the annotation of a GenBank genome assembly.